Quercus robur (English oak) is the source of this 1514-nucleotide messenger RNA. Its product is annotated as 30S ribosomal protein S9, mitochondrial. The transcript has 4 exons. The record is from RefSeq and is a predicted model, not a curated record. Bases 89 to 1219 code for a protein of 376 amino acids. Gene Ontology annotation, biological process: translation. Lineage: Eukaryota; Viridiplantae; Streptophyta; Magnoliopsida; Fagales; Fagaceae. Gene Ontology annotation, molecular function: structural constituent of ribosome; RNA binding. Gene Ontology annotation, cellular component: cytosolic small ribosomal subunit; ribosome.
AAAACCAAACGGUCCAAACCUCCCUAAACUCUCUCUCUCUCUCUCUCUCUCUCUCUCACCCUGUGAACUCUGAUUCAACUUCACCACCAUGCUCUCUCGUCUCCUUCCUAAACCCUCUCAUCUCCGUCUUCUAACACUAAUUUCCCCAAAACCACAUUCACAUUCCCAAACCCCACAAAUCCCGAACCCCAAUUUCAUCCCCAAAUUCUUCUUCUCCUCCAACAACAAUGGCAAGGACCCACCUUCAUCGACUUCAUGGAACCUUUCUCACGAGAGCGAUUCGAAAUUCGACCAGUUCUUCGCCCAGGACUCUCCGGCCGGAAACGACGACGUGGACUCGUGGCUGAAAUCGAGCGAGGCGAUCGGAGCGAAGAGCGGCGAGGAUGUGGAGAACAAGCCCUGGAACCUUGUGGACGAGGACAAGGACGACGUGUUCGGAUUGAAGGAGGAGGAGGUGGGUGUACGGGAGCUCGGCGAUACCGCGGGUGAGAGUAGUGUUAGCAGUACUAGUGGUGGUGGUGGUGGUGAUGAUGAUGUGGAGAGAGAGAAGAGAGUGGCAUUGAUGCUGGAGAGAGAGAAACAAGAGCUCACUGCUGUACUGAAAGGUCCAAAUCGUGCAUUUGGUGAUCUUAUUGCUGCAUCUGGAAUCACAGAUGAAAUGCUGGACAGUUUGAUUGCCCUCAAGGACUUAGAAGGGAUUGAGGGAUUACCUCCUCUAAGUGAAAUAGAGGAAAUGCGAUAUGAGAAAAAUACAAGAAAAUCCUCAAGAGCCGAAAUAGAGCGCCAGAAACAGGAGGAAGUUGCCAAAGCAAGAGUGAGACAAGUAGAUGAGAAGGGAAGAGCUUAUGGAACAGGGAGGAGAAAAUGCAGUAUAGCCCGUGUCUUUCUUCAACCUGGUGAUGGAAAAUUCGUAGUUAAUGAUAAAGAAUUUGAUGUCUAUUUUCCCAUGCUUGAUCAUCGUGCUGCACUCCUGCGACCUUUUUCAGAGACAAAGACUUUGGGCCUUUGGGAUGUCAACUGUACUGUGAAAGGAGGUGGUGUCUCAGGUCAAGUCGGAGCUAUUCGGUUGGGGAUCAGCAGGGCCUUGCAAAAUUGGGAACCAGAUCUGCGUCCCGCACUCAGAGAUGCUGGUUUCUUGACAAGGGACUCACGUGUGGUGGAAAGGAAAAAACCUGGCAAAGCUAAAGCAAGAAAGAGCUUUCAAUGGGUCAAGCGUUAAUUAUUUGUUUGGAUGUGAACUUGCUUUGCUGCAGGACCUGUUUUAUCUUGAACUUCCAUUUUGACACACAACAGUAACUUUUUGAGAUGCACUUGUUUGGCUAGGAAUCUCUUCUGUAAUGUAGCUUGUAAUGCAAUUGUACUCCUUUGAGUGCUGCUAGAAUUUUAGUGAACAGCCUAAAGAGUAAUCUUUUGGGCUUUCCCUUGGGCUCUAUCCUCAUCUGCAGUUUCUUUUGUACCUAUUGGCAAUGAUGAAUUGUUUAACAAUAUGAAAUCACAGAUUACGCUUCUAAGAA